CCGGAGCUCAGUGGUCAGUCAGCAAGCCUGCACGCGGACUUCAAUUACCAGUGUGCCCCCGCUCGAGCUGUCACUCUUUUGUUCCUUUAAAGGAGGCAGCAGCUGCUGAAAAGAGCUAUGUGAUCUGAAAGCGGACACUCGUGUACCGUUGUGUGGUAGACACAAAACCCCAGAAGGACAGGCUGAGAUCUUGAAGCGGUUGCCGCUUUACCCUCUCCAACAAGCGGGAACUGAUAAUGGUGGACGAGGCUAACCAAGAGAAACUGCAGCACUGCAAGGUGCAGGCGAGUAACUGCAUAGAAGCUGCCAGAGAAUCGUUAAGUGAACUGAGCAUGGCCAUAUGGAGCUGCCCUGAGCUCGCCUUCCAAGAGACACAGGCUCACGACACCCUUGUCCGUUUCUUCACCGUUAAACAGAAGGGCUGGGCGGUGCAGAGCCACUACAAACUGGAGACGGCAUUCCGGGCCACUUGGGGACCCGUCGGAGGCAAGGAGAAUGACCGUCCUAUUAACGUGGGUUUCCUCUGCGAGUACGACGCUUUGCCGGAUAUCGGACACGCGUGCGGCCACAACCUGAUAGCGGAGGUCGGUGCUGCCGCUGCCUUGGGGUUGAGGGGAGCGCUGGAGAGCCUGGAGACCCUGCCGGUGCGAGUGAUGGUCACCGUGCUUGGCACACCAGCUGAAGAAGACGGAGGGGGAAAGAUUGACCUUAUUGAAGCUGGAGCCUUUGAGAACAUGGAUGUUGUUUUUAUGGCACAUCCUUCUCAGGAAGAUGCUGCUUACCUUCCAGAUAUGGCUGAACAUGAUGUGACUGUGAAGUACUAUGGGAAGGCUUCUCAUGCUGCAGCGUACCCUUGGGAAGGGAUUAAUGCAUUAGAUGCUGCUGUUCUUGCAUACAACAACUUGUCUUUGCUGAGACAGCAACUGAAGCCUGACUGGAGACUGCACGGUGUAAUUAGGCAUGGAGGGGUGAAGCCAAAUAUUGUUCCUUCUUUUUCUCAGUUGGAAUUCUAUCUCCGUACACCAAUGUACAAAGAUCUUCCUGUUCUCCGGGAGAAGGCUGAAUGUUGUUUCAAAGCUGCCGCAAUUGCAACUGGAUGUCGGAUUGAACUGGAAUAUGGAAGGCAUGAAUACCACAAUGUGCUCCCAAACAAAAUCCUAGAGCAACUUUAUGAAGAAAAUGGCAAAUCUCUAGGUGUACAGUUUACAACUGAUGAGACUGUUCUAAACACUCCAUCAGGUUCGACUGACUUUGGGAACGUGUCCUUUGUUGUUCCAGGAAUACACACUUAUUUUUAUAUUGGAACUGAAGCACUCAAUCAUACAGAGGAAUAUACUGAAGCCACAGGCUCAGAGAAGGCACAAUUCUACACUCUGAGAACAGCAAAGACACUUGUGAUGACUGCUCUGGAUGUUAUUUUCAACCCAGACAUAUUCCAGCAAGUGAAAGAAAACUAUGAAAUUGCCAGGCUGAAAGAAGAAAAUGAAAUGAGAGGAAUAAUCUCUGGUAACAGCUCAGGCCCUGAGCAUUGCAGUGGUGCUGGGAGUGCUUCGCGCUGAAACCAGUACCAAACACCACAAACUGCUCAGUUCCUUUUUCAGUUUUACUCAAAAGACAGAAAAAAAAGUUUUUUGUCUUGUCUUUCUUUUUUAUGAACAAUCUGAUUACAUACAGUAUAAUUAUAUCUUUGUAAUGGGACCCACAGACCGACUGAAAUGGUGAUUACUUUUGAAGGUGUUGUUUUUGUUAUUUUUAGGACCAGGAAUAUGUUAUUUAAAAAUGUUAUUGAUUACAGUGGUUCAAAGUAUUCCACUCUAGUGUGCUGAUCAAUAGUACCUCUCCUGAAAUCUUUUUACAGGAGUACAUUAUGCAAACAAUGCCUGCAUGAUGUGUUUGAAAUAACAUGACCUGCAUUUAUCUAUAGUUAGGACAGAUGAAGUCUUUCGAGUAGUCUCAGAGGUUAGUUUAAAGUAGAAACAUUCUGGCUUGAUGCUUAGUUUACAGCAUGUUCUUAGUUUAAACAUUUUCAUUAGACUUCGGCCUUUGUGGAUCUCGCCUGUUGCCAGGCUGCCUAUAAGUCAUUGCUGAAUCAGUCUGCUCUUUAUUAACUAAUGCUAGCUAGGAGGGCUAAAUGAGGGCAACUGAACAGAUGUAGUUCUGCAUUUAUAGGUAAUGGAGCUUUAGUUGUAUCUGUUGUGAGUGAGACAGACUACUGCACUGCAAAAAACAAACAAAAAAAAAAAUGCAUA
Molecule: messenger RNA, 2249 nt
Organism: Polypterus senegalus (gray bichir)
Lineage: Eukaryota; Metazoa; Chordata; Cladistia; Polypteriformes; Polypteridae
Product: peptidase M20 domain-containing protein 2-like
Exons: 8
Coding region: 237-1559 (440 amino acids)
Molecular function (GO): dipeptidase activity
Source: RefSeq, a predicted model, not a curated record